Messenger RNA from Drosophila teissieri, 442 nucleotides. Its product is annotated as chymotrypsin inhibitor SCI-III. NCBI's taxonomy places the organism in Eukaryota, Metazoa, Arthropoda, Insecta, Diptera, Drosophilidae. Gene Ontology annotation, molecular function: serine-type endopeptidase inhibitor activity. The coding region runs from base 72 to 344 and encodes 90 amino acids. The record is from RefSeq and is a predicted model, not a curated record. The transcript is spliced from 3 exons.
UUAUACAGGUUGGUAGAGACAUCUUCCACGAGAAAGGUAUUCAAUCUAAAUAAGGUUUUACCUGGAAAAUAAUGUCCGUGAAGAUAUUGUUUUUUUUUUUCAUUAUAUUAGCUGGUGUUAAUGGGAAACCAGCAGAUGAAUUUGUAGAAAACUGUCAACUUCCGCCGGCGGCUGAUGGCUUUGGAAAAGUUAUGUCCUGUGCGCACUACUCGAAUUGGUUUUCCUAUCAUGCAGACAGAAACGAAUGCGUGGAGUUCUCCUACGGCGGUUGUGGUGGCAACGAAAAUAGGUUUAAAACCAAAGCCCUUUGCGAAGAGGGCAGUGGAAUACCCUUAUGGUGCUAGAAAGAUUGCCUACUUUUUGAUGGCAUUCUUUAUUGUAGUUUCAUACAAGCGAAUGGUUAUAAUGUAAAUAAUUUCAUAACUAAUUAAUUAGUUUCGGA